UGUGGGUGUGUGGGUGUGGUUGACGUUCGAUUGUAAGAAGACCUAGCCUCCGGUGGAAUAAACGUUACAUUAUAUUUUCCCCACAGAAUUUGCACUCGUAAUGGAGGUUGUGACGUGUUGCGUUAUUACUGUCCUUUGUCAGGUGUUUUCGUGCGCAUUUGCAGAGAAUCUUUCUUCUAAAACGGACGAAAGAGCAGUAAUGUUCAGUACAUAUGAUGAAAGCACAAGAGUUGAGCAUGUCUACAGUCAUGAGGACAGUUACAGGGAUACUGCAGUGAAUGCAGCUUCACAGUUGCAAGUACCCUCUGGUCUUCUGGUUGUGGAGUUUCCAGGCUCUUCAUCAGGUCAAAGGAGAAGAAAGAGAGAGUGGGUUAUUCCAUUUUAUAACAUGGCUGAGAACGAGAGUGGUGAUUUCCCCAAAAAAAUGUUCCAGUUAAAGGCAAAAAUAGAUGGUGUACCUGAUGCAGAGAUAGUCUACAGUAUCACAGGUGAAGGCGCAGAUCAGCCACCUGUGGGUAUUUUUUAUGUUAACAAAAAAACUGGGUAUAUUUAUGUGACUCAACCACUGGAUAGAGAAAAAAAGGCAUCAUACGAGCUCAAAGCUCAUGCCAUUUCAGAGGAUGGGAAAAAAGCUACAUCACCCACAAACCUUACUAUCAUUGUAAUUGACCAGAAUGAUAACAGGCCUGUGUUUACUGAAAAUCCUUUUAAUGGACAAGUUUCUGAAGCUGAGUCAAAAGGUUAUGAGUUUAUGAAAGUCAUAGCCACUGAUGCAGAUGAGCCAGAUAAUCAAAAUUCCGAAAUCAGAUACAGAAUUGUCAGCCAACUUCCACCUUCACCAAAUCCAAACAUGUUUGAAAUCAACACUAUUACUGGUGGAAUUUAUGUGAAUUCCUCAGGCUUGGACAAAGAGCAAUGGCCCAGAUAUACUUUGUUAAUUGUGGCUGCUGACUUGAAAGGAGGCGGUUAUUUAACCACUGGCACAGCUGUUAUUACAAUUACUGACAGCAAUGAUAACCCUCCUCAGUUUGAGCAACUUUCGCACACUGUAUCCGUCCCAGAGAAUAAAGUAGGCCAUGAAGUGGCCAAACUUACAGUUACUGAUGGAGAUGAAGUUGGAUCACCAGCCUGGUCAACCAAGUAUCGGAUUAUUAGUGGUGACAAGGGUGGGUUUUUCAAUGUCAGUACAGGACCCAGCCAGCUGGAGGGCAUCAUCACCACUGUAAAGCCCCUGGACUUUGAGAAGACCAAGCAGUAUGUUCUGUCUGUGAUUGUUGAAAAUGAUGAACCAUUUGUCGGUUCUUUGCCUACUUCCACUGCCACAGUCACAGUGAAUGUAGAAGAUGUGAAUGAGCCUCCUGAGUUUAAUCCGCAGGAGAAGGUUAUUUCCAGACGUGAAAAUUUACCAGUUGAUAGCAAUUUGUUUGCUUAUAUAGCCACUGAUCCAGACACUGGAAAAUCACAGAAGAUAACGUAUAAAAUUGGUAAAGAUCCUGUUGGCUGGCUAAAUGUAAAUCAAGACACUGGGAUGAUUAAGGUCAAGCAAAUUAUGGAUAGAGAAUCUGUGCUAGUCAAAGAUGGCAAAUACAGAGCUAUCAUUUUGGCCCUGGAUGAUGAUGAUGAAAAUCCAGCAACGGGUACAGGAACCUUGAUAAUUGAAUUGGAGGAUGAAAAUGAUAAUGCUCCAAUUAUUAACGAAGGAAGUAUUAAUAUUUGCAAUCGUGAGGCCAAAGUGUUUCUCUCUAUAACUGACAAAGAUGGACCUCUUCAUGCUGCUCCCUUCAGCGUUGAGCCCCAAGGAGACACAAAGAAAAACUGGACUGCAAGGAUGAAUGAAACAAAAACUGGGAUUCUGUUGACGCUAAAUUCUGUGUUGGAGCAGGGUAGUUACAAUGUUGUCCUAAGGGUUUAUGAUAACAAUGGCAUGUAUAAAGACAACUCCAUUCAAGCAACUGUGUGUGACUGCAAAGGAGAUGAAUUUCAAUGCAAAAUUAUAGCCGGGGCCUCACUAUCACUAUACCUUGGAAUCCUGGCAGCCGUCUUGGUUCUGCUGUUGCUUCUUCUUCUACUUCUGCUGUUCAUAAGGAGGAAAUCAAGCAGUAUAAAAAAGCCACUCCUUCUUGAAGAUGAUGACAUAAGAGACAAUGUCUGCUGUUAUAAUGAGGAAGGUGGUGGAGAAGAUGAUCAGAACUAUGAUCUGGGUGUGUUGCAUCGAGGUCUAGACAACAGACCUCAAGUUUUAAGAAACGAUGUGGUUCCUAUUUUCUUACCUGCACCUCAGUAUAGACCUCGACCAGCCAACCCUGAGGAGAUUUCCACAUUCAUUGGUUAUAAUCUGAAGACUGCAGAUGAAGACCCUACAGCACCCCCCUAUGACUCCCUCCUGGUGUUUGACUAUGAAGGAGGAGGCUCGAUUGCAGGUUCACUCAGCUCCAUCAACUCUUCCAGUUCAGGACAGGACCAAGACUAUGACUUCCUCAAUGACUGGGGCCCACGCUUUAAGAAGCUGGCAGACAUGUUUGGAGGAGGAGAGGAUUAAAAGUUAUUCUGUUUUAAAUACAACUUAAUGCAUUGACAAUGUAAGUUGUUUAAAUUGUAGAGUGCUGGAGAUUGUGCUGGUGGUUUAAAAGCAGAAUCCGUCUUCAUAUUCCCCCCAGUGUUAAAGGCAUAUUGGAAUUAUAAAAUUGCAAAAUAUGGGACAAUUGUUCCCAGCACUCUUUACUCAUGCCCAACUUAAAAGAUUCAUUAGUCAGCUCUGCUGGAAGCUAUCAAGUACUCCAGCAUGCAUUUACUAUAGGGUUCCCUCUUGGCCUGGUUCUACAUGGGUGCUAAAACAUGCUAUAUGUAGGCCAAUAUGAUUGACGUUCAGUUUAUAUAAAAUUAAAAUCAAUUCGAUUUGCAAAUUUGACCUGUAUUUUGACAUCAAUUUUUCAACGUCAAUUACCCACUGGGUUAGAAUAUUGGCCAAAAAAAUAUUGGGCAAAAGGUCCAGUGGGCAUUUGUAAAUAAAAAAAUUUUGUGCAGUGUAGAGAGCUUUGUUAAACUUUUUGAGAUCGCAAUGAACUCACAAAACUUUUUAGCAAUUAUAAAGGGAGCAUUCUUUGUGUGCUUUUUUUCUUAAUGCAAACCAUGGCCGCGAGUCCAUGACCAAAGGCAGUAUGUGUCAGGAAGAUGAUAGCAGCAAAUAGACUGUGAAUUUUCUGUUAUUCUAUUAUAAAAUAUUUCAAAACGGUUUAGUGAAGAUCUAAGUGAUGUGAGAUCUGUUAUUCAGGGGUGGGUUAACCAUUUUGUGGGCACUAAGCAAAGUCAAGACCUGAGGCCCCACAUACCCUACCCUAAAAUGACCUUUGUAACUAUUUUCUUCAAACUGCACAUAUUUAACAGAAUUAAGUGACAUUUAAAAUCUGCAUUUAAUUCACUUGAAAACACAUACACUAAAAAAGUCACUUUUUUUUUUUUUUUCGCUUUUUAUAUUGAAAGUUUAGGUUCAAAGAUACAUGAAAUAGUUAAUACAUAAUUAAAAGCAAAAUGCUUUUUUUUUUUUCCUAUUGUGAACUAAUCAGCUAUGGACAUUGAAUGACUUUGAGGUAGUGUUGUGUGUUUGCAAGCUGUUUUAUUGUCUUUCCGUGGUUGAUUGAACAUUCACAAGGCAUUAUGCAUUUCAAUUAUUUGUACUGUAUCUUCCAGUAUACCUUCUGAUUCACAUUUAUUACAUGCUAUACUGUAACUAGUAGUAAAGUGGAAAGCGAUACCGCUUAAGCUCGUGCUACAAAAGGUUUUAAGUUUUGGCAAACUUUUAGUAUUGCAUUUUUCUCUUAUGUUUUCUUUCUUUUUUUAAGCAGCACUUGGAUAUGUGCUCUUCAUGGUUGUUUCUUUCUACUUUAUUCGGAGUGAUAAUAAAUAAGGUCAAAAUCAUUUGUGGCAGGCAGGCCUGCAGGGCCCAAUGCAUUUAACACUGUUACUGCUGAUAUUGCAUGUGCAUAUAUUUUCACUGUUAAAGACAUAGAUGUUAAAGUUACAGUGUUAGUCUGUAACAUGCUACUUUGUGUGCUAAUACGAAAUGGAAUUAUUUUAAGUCAAGGUAUGACAUAUUUCAAAUGUAUGACAUGCACCUCAAAAAGGCAUGCAUUUGUUUUUGCUACUUUAUUACUAUCAAUUUAAUAAAAUUUAACAAACUA
Messenger RNA from Cyprinus carpio (common carp), 4178 nucleotides. Its product is annotated as cadherin-1-like. Gene Ontology annotation, molecular function: calcium ion binding; cadherin binding. NCBI's taxonomy places the organism in Eukaryota, Metazoa, Chordata, Actinopteri, Cypriniformes, Cyprinidae. Gene Ontology annotation, biological process: adherens junction organization; cell-cell junction assembly; calcium-dependent cell-cell adhesion. The record is from RefSeq and is a predicted model, not a curated record. Gene Ontology annotation, cellular component: cytoplasm; catenin complex; plasma membrane.